Lindgomyces ingoldianus is the source of this 1428-nucleotide messenger RNA. RefSeq names its product histidine acid phosphatase-like protein. Bases 1 to 1428 code for a protein of 475 amino acids. NCBI's taxonomy places the organism in Eukaryota, Fungi, Ascomycota, Dothideomycetes, Pleosporales, Lindgomycetaceae. The record is from RefSeq and is a predicted model, not a curated record. Gene Ontology annotation, molecular function: phosphatase activity. The transcript is spliced from 2 exons. Gene Ontology annotation, biological process: dephosphorylation.
AUGUUCUCCAAACAUGUUCUCCCGCUCCUCUGGCUUCCCCUGACCGCUUCUCAGGCUCCUCGUGUUAAUAUGAAUUGGCACGCCCCGAAAAAGACAUGGAUCAACGAUCUCUCUCAGGUUAUCGACGGGAACGGGACUCAUGGCUUCAUAUUCAACGGCUCAGGACUUCCACCAGGUACGCCGUAUGGCUCGUACAAUUGGUGCAACAUGCCGCACGUAAGAGCGGAAGAGUAUCCAGUGGCUAAUAAUGAAUAUGAAUUGGAAUACGUUGAAGUUAUUCAUAGACACCAUAAGAGAACGCCUUAUGCAUCCAAUACCUUCCCGAAAGAAUCAUAUCCGUGGAGCUGCUCAGAUCAAGGCCUCUUCUACUACGGCCAGCCUCUAAGUCCUGGCGGAAACACUUCAACUGAAACAUAUUGGAGCGUGUUCACGAGCGACAUCAACCCAUUCGCAGCAGCUGGCUUCAAUGGAACCUGCCAAUUUCCACAGAUAACGAAGGAGGGCCUGGACGAUUCUUGGCAGCACGGCAAAGACCUCUAUGGAGUCUACCAUGACCUGCUAAGAUUCUUGCCCAACGAGUUAGGAAACAAGGUGACUUUUCGGGUCACGAACAAUGUGAUUACAAGCCAAGUUGCGGGCAUGCUCAUCUCCGGAAUGUAUCAACCCUCUGAGACGGUACCGCUACGUGUCCAACCAACAACCAUCGACUCCCUAGAACCCGCAUAUUCUUGCGCAUCAUCAUCCACCCUUUUCGGUUCUUAUGGUGUAGGUAGCACUUCGCCACCCUGGACUUCCCAUUUGAAAGCUGCAAGCUCCCUUUUCCAAUCUCUGGACUCCGUCUCUGGGAUUUCUCCCAACGCCACAGAUUGGCACAAGUCAUUUGACCACUACUUUGAUAAUCUCUCGGCACGGCAAUGUCACGCAAAACCUCUACCCUGUAAGAUCAACGAUUCGGCGAACUGCAUCAGCCAAAAGCAAGCAGACGCAGUUUACAGACUAGGAGAGUACGAGUACUCCUUCAUUUAUCGCGACUCGCCACUAUCGCUGCAGGCUUCUACAGCAUCCUUUGGAGUGUGGAUUUCGGAACUCGCGCAAAAUCUCCGCGAUAGCAUUUCUGGGAAGAGUCAGGUCAUUUAUCGACACAACGUCGCUCACGAUGGAUCUGUGUCGAGGCUUCUGAGCAUUUUGCAGGUAGACGUCAUGGUAUGGGUUGGAAUGGGUUCCGAAGUUGUCUUUGAACUGUACUCCGCGAAAGGUCACGAUGACAAGAAAUACGUAAGGAUUUUAUGGGGCGGGAAGGUAUUGAGGAGCUCUAACCCGAGCUUAGGAGAGGUAGACAUGCUAGAUGUAGAUGUUCUGCUUGCUUACUUCGAUGGAUUGGUUGGGAAGAAGGCUAGUAGAGUUGUUGGUCUUUGCCAGUCAUAUUGA